GUUCCAGCACAGUCCUGAAGUCGUUGUACGCGAAAGCUGAACGUCCCUCGUUGUUUCUUUUUGUUUAUAAAUAAAGUGGAAUAGUAGUAUUUGGUUCGGUAGGUGGUCGUUUUAUGUAGGACUCAAACGCCCCGUUUUUACUGUUUCCUGUCUGUGCUUGAAUGCGUUAUUCCCAUUCGCCUUAGCUGGCUAGCUAACGAACCAGCUAACAGCUAGUUAAGGUUGUUUUGAUUGUUAAUGUGAACAUUGACGUUACGUCGGCGGUGUCUGGAGUCGGCUUCCAGUGCUAAUAGCAUACACUGAAAGGCUUGCUGGACAUAUUCCACUCGGAUCAGGAAAUUAUUUCAUGUGUUAGACGUUACAGAGGACAGAGUUGAUGUAAAUUGUGGGUCGUGCACCCGCUAGCUGGUUAGUGCACGUUAACCGCGGUCGCCUGCCUUUAGCUAGCAGUUGCCACUGUUGGGGACCGUUUGGUUUGUCCCUUGCCCCGAACAGUGGACGUCUGACGAGCUUAAAAAGCUCUCUGUGAUCCGGAUCCAAUGCGUGGGAUGAUGGGGACCCAGAGUAGUCCUGUCAAGAGUUACGAUUAUCUCCUGAAAUUCCUUCUUGUGGGAGACAGCGACGUUGGGAAGGGAGAAAUCUUGGACAGUUUGCAAGACGGAUCAGUCGAGUCUCCCUACGCCUACAGCAGUGGUAUUGAUUACAAGACCACCACAAUCCUGCUGGAUGGGAGAAGAGUGAAAUUAGAGCUAUGGGACACAUCAGGACAAGGCAGAUUCUGCACCAUCUUCAGGUCAUACUCUCGUGGAGCACAGGGCAUCCUGCUUGUGUAUGACAUCACUAAUGGCUGGUCGUUUGAUGGCAUUGACCGCUGGAUCCGGGAAAUUGACGAGCAUGCCCCAGGUGUACCCAGGAUCCUGGUGGGCAACCGGCUUCACCUGGCUUUCAAGCGGCAGGUGCCAACGGAGCAGGCAAGGGCUUAUGCAGAAAAGAACAGCAUGACUUUCUUUGAGGUCAGUCCGCUGUGCAACUUCAACGUCAUUGAGUCCUUCACAGAACUUUCACGCAUUGUGCUGAUGAGGCACGGGAUGGAGAAAUUCUGGAGGCCCAACAGAGUCUUCAGCCUCCAAGAUCUGUGCUGCCGUUCCAUCGUCUCCUGCACACCGGUGCACCUCAUUGACAAACUGCCCCUCCCUGUGGCCAUCAAGUCCCACCUCAAGUCUUUCUCUAUGGCCAACGGCAUGAACGCGGUCAUGAUGCACGGACGCUCUUACUCAGUGGCCAACAGCGCAGCCUCAGGCGGAAGCGGCAGCGGAAGCAAAGCCAACAGUCUCAAGCGCUCAAAGUCCUUCAGGCCUCCGCAGAGUCCACCAAAGGACUCGACGUCCUCUAAGGGGAACUGUAAGAUUUCAUAGUGAAGGAGCGUACUGAUGGCUGCCUCCAUAGGGCCAGUAUAAAAUGUGUUGUUGCUGCUCCAGGAGGUCACGUGGGGCACAGAAAAGCAUGGAGAGCGACCAGCAAUCUUCACCAGAGACAGAUACAGCUGUGAACUUACAUUGACCUUUGGGAACCGUCUUGGAUGGUCGGUUUGGUUUCUGUUCUCUUUGCGCUUGCUGGUGCCAUCUUGUGGAUGUCCGUUUACCCGUACUCUUUACGACAGAGGCUCACUGUGAUCAAGCAGAACAAGAUUUCCCUGGGACCAACAGAUGUGAUUCAAGGAUAAUCACUCUCCUGUUAACACUACAAUGAGUGGAGGGACAUGAGCUAUCUUUUAUUUGGAAAAGGAGUGUUGAUUGUAUUUAAAGUUGGACUUGUAAAUAUGCUGUUUGUGCUAGUUGUUUUGGUCUGUGUUUGGUGAUUGAUCCCGGAGGUGCUUGUUUUAUCUUGAAUGUUUUGGGAGACCUGCUUCAUUGUACAACUUCUGUGUGUGUGUGUGUGUGUGUGUGUGUGUGUGUGUGUGUGUGUGUGUGUGUGUGUGUGUGUGUGUGUGUGUGUGUGUGUGUGUGUCUUUGGCCUUCAUCUGCCGUAUAAAAAUUCCCUUUGCGACCUCAAGGGUGCUGAGCCGCUUAUUUAAAACUCAGGCCUGCUCAGUUUUAAAUAAGACCGGCUUCAACUGAAUGUUUGAGAAGAGCAGGGCUAGUUUCCCAGACAGAUUAGUACUAGACUUAAGAAAAAUUCAGACGAGUUAUCCAUCGAAAGACCCUCUUAGUCUAGCACUGCUUAAUCUGUUAAACUGUCCAGCAAAGUUGAGCCAAGUUGUCUCGUUUUGAAGACUUCCUGCGGUGGCCCUAAAUUCCAGCACAAAUGAAUUCACCCUCCUUCAGUCCAUGGUUUGAACAUCUGUUGACUUUCUCAGGCCAUUUUUUUGUAUCACUGCUUUACCUGGUUUAAACCGCCAACAGCAUGAUCACUUUCUAAUUAAGUCUCGGUGCAAUUCAGAGCUCGCUUGGUGCUGAUGAGGAAACCCGGUACAAACUCAGAUGUACACAUUGUUUGCUCAAGCCAUGGCGGCUUGCCUUCACAGAGCGCUGCAAUCGUGUCUCGGGUCUGAACAGGAACUUGUGAACUCAGUGGACAUUGGUGAGAGGCUUGUUUUAAUUUGAUUGCUUUUCGGAUAUUUUAUGUAAAUGAUAUGUAUUUAUGAAUGUAAAACAAUAAUCAUCAGCAACUUUUUUGUGGCCAUGUGGUAAUAUGUGGGACUGUAAGAAUCAGAGGUGGAAAGUCAUUUGUCUCCUUUAAUAUCUUUUAUUGGCUGUUGCUCUUCCUCUGAGUAUUUGUAGUCUUCCUGCUUGAGUUCAUUCUUCUUUUCCAGCGCUCUAAUGAAAGCGUGUAUGAUAUGAGGGGCUCGGCUGGUGUUGGGGGUAACGACGCGAGAAUGUCAGAUGAACUUGAAGACUUCAGAAGGAGCACAGAAAGUGUUUCUUUUAAUAACUCAAUACUCUACACAAAAACUUUUACCCUGAUAGAAAUUCUCUCUUUUCUUUCCACCUCUGAUUGACAAUAAUUAACAAGUGUUUCCACUUGAACGUUCCCAGUGGCUGUACGUCUGUGACGGGGUCAUCCAGGGCAUAAAAAAAAUUGGUGCAUGUUUUGUACUGGCGCCUCUUUUCUGUGGUGUGCGUUGAGAGCAGCACAAUAGGCGAGCAGAACUCUUGAGUGAACAGUUGAAGCACGAUGUAAACGCUUCAUACUGAUCGCUGCUCUCACAGCUGCGUGUCUAAGGGUUUGGAUGCGGGAUUCAUCAUGAUUUGUCUCAUUGAAAGCAGUCACGCAUCGAAAUAAAGGCUAAAACUACUUGUG
Messenger RNA from Chelmon rostratus (copperband butterflyfish), 3300 nucleotides. Its product is annotated as ras-related protein Rab-40C-like. NCBI's taxonomy places the organism in Eukaryota, Metazoa, Chordata, Actinopteri, Chaetodontiformes, Chaetodontidae. Bases 540 to 1415 code for a protein of 291 amino acids. The transcript is spliced from 6 exons. Gene Ontology annotation, molecular function: GTP binding; GTPase activity. The record is from RefSeq and is a predicted model, not a curated record. Gene Ontology annotation, biological process: protein localization to plasma membrane; intracellular signal transduction. Gene Ontology annotation, cellular component: synaptic vesicle; plasma membrane; endosome.